AUGUUCAUUGUCACAAUUAGUAGUCGAUUACGUAGGCAACAGGUCAAGCUCUGCCAGAUUUCCAUUCUGAUUGUCACCCAGAUGAGAUACCACCAAAACCCACUAAUUCCUCUUCAACUCUAUGCAUUCCUGUUGGGGUGUCGAGACUUUUGCGUAUUAGGGUUUCUCGAAAAGAAUGGUCCGUUUUCACUGCUGGUGGGUGGUGUCCAACGUGCGGAUCAGCGAGCACAUCGUGCGACCCCGGGUCAUCUAUCUCUGGUCGAUUCUGACGCGCCAAGACACAGCCCAUUUCUCCGCCAACAGGGUCCAUAUUUGGCCGUGAUAACCGAUCAAUAUUCGUGUGACAGCGACGACCAGCUUGAACAGGCCCUCACUUGUCUAAACCAAGCAGUCUCGACCAAGAUGGUAGACGUCGUCUCCGUACGUAUCCAAAAACGGGACGCGUUCGACCGCAAUCAGGAGCGCCGGGUACUCAUGUUGGCGAAGCAACUGGUUUCCUGGUCAAUUGACUAUACGUUUAGUGUAGUACUGUCGAGUGACUGGAAGCACUUGCUAGCGACGUCGGGGGCUCAUGGUGUUCACGCCAAGGAAUUGAACCGCGAUUGCAUCGUCGAGGUCCGCAGCCAAUAUCCCAGCGCUUUGAUUGGAACUUCGUGCCACAGCGUCGAAUCCGCAAUGGAAGCCUAUCAUACCUAUCGAGCUGACUAUAUAUUUGUCGGUACGUGCUACCUGUCGGAUUCACAUCCGGAAAAGGAGACGGCUGAUUUGGAAGGUCCCGAGUUACCGGGUAUUAUCCGGCAAAAACUCCAUGAUCGCGCAGCGAUGGAUUUAGACUCGAACAUUGCCGUGCCCAAAGUGCUGGCAAUUGGUGGGAUUGAUGCCACCAAUUGCCAUAUUCCGGUCCAAACGCACGGAGCUGAUGGCGUGGCUGCAAUCAAGUCAGUUUUGCAAGCUGCCGAUCCGUACGGUACCGUUCAGGCUAUCAAGACAAGCAUGAGUCGGCCAUUAUAA
Messenger RNA from Phaeodactylum tricornutum CCAP 1055/1, 1011 nucleotides. RefSeq lists its product with no specific name. Lineage: Eukaryota; Bacillariophyta; Bacillariophyceae; Surirellales; Neidiaceae. Bases 1 to 1011 code for a protein of 336 amino acids. Gene Ontology annotation, cellular component: cytoplasm. The transcript has a single exon. Gene Ontology annotation, molecular function: thiamine-phosphate diphosphorylase activity. Gene Ontology annotation, biological process: thiamine biosynthetic process. The record is from RefSeq and is a predicted model, not a curated record.